AUGGGUCACGCGGCGGACGAGCUGGGCGGGGCCGAGGAGCUGGAGUGCGGCAUCUGCUGCAUGCCUUACGACUGCUGCGGGCGGGCGCCGCGCAGGCUCGGGGGCGCGCGCGGUUCCUGGAAGCCCUCGCGCUGCCGUCACGUGCUCUGCAGCGCCUGCGUCUGCCAGCUGGCGCGCGAGGGCGGCUGGGAGGAGGUCACGUGCCCCUACUGCCGCGCCGUCACGCCCCUCCGCGAGCGCGGCAACUUCCUGGUGGCCGGCGUGAGGCGCAGCAGCGGCUACGGCCGGCGCCGCCUCGUCUUGCCCCCCAUCGACCCCGAGCUCUGGCAGCGCGUCGUCCUCGCCGAGAGGAAGCGCCAGGAGGCCAGCCGCCCGGACGACGACGCUGCCGGCGAGGAGCGGGACGGCGAGGCGCAGGACGAGGCCGGCCAGUGGCGGCUCUGGAGGGCCCUGAGGAGGCUCCUCAAGGGGGGCGCCGGGCACAGCGCGCAUGCGCCCAGGAGGAGCCGCAGCGCACCUCCCCGGCGUAGGCAGCCAAUGAACCCCUAUGCACCUGAAAUAAAGGACUUGUCACUCAUGACCAGCUGUGUCAUCUGAGGGCUGUAGUGAUCCCAGUGUACUUCCUGACCUGCUGCAGCUGAAGAACAAAACUGGCUGAUACAUGUGAGCUCUGCUACAGCCAGCCUUUUGUGGUCUUUCCAGCACUCUGGUCAGCACUCGGCUGAGGUUUUGCCAUUAGCCAGUGGACUCAUGUGAUCCAAGAAGAAAGAAGACCCCUCUUUCACGCUGUGGACUGCUUCUUGUGCUCCGUGGAAUGCCCCAGGAGAAAAAGGUGGUGGAAAGAUGGCAGGAGGCAGACUUGAUAGUACAUGUUGGAGACGAGAAGCAAGGUGGCAUCCCUUCUGGACUACACUGGAAGAAUCGCAGUUGUUCUCACAGCCCAAUUUCUGUCACAUGUGCUGCUUGACACAGUUCUGAACCAGCAAAUCCCCUCCCCAAUGUACUCAGCAUCUCCAAAGAGCCCUGCCAUGCAGGCUGAGGCCAUUGAGGCCAUAUGGUUUAAAAAGUGUUGUUUGGAGCAGCAAUUCAGAGGGCAUCUUUCUACCUGUGAACUCACCAUUUUAUGAAACACGAGUGUUUGGAGAAGCUGGAAACGAGUCUUCUUAACUGCAGUGUCCAGUAUUUGGUUUCUGCCUUUCAAGUGCAGAAUGUGUUUUAUGUUUUGCAUUCGUUUUGCAUCUGUGGGUGAAGGCUUUAAAAAAAAGUCUUCAUUAAAGUCUUCAUUAUUGUAUCACCAGCAAGGACAUUUUACACAGCACAAGAAGACAGGCCUCUGCUCCAGCGAGCUCAUGAAUUAAAAUUUGCCCACAGGGAGAUGAAAAAAAGUGGGAAGGAGAAGAGCAUACAUGCAUGUAUUUACCAGCUAGGAUUCCUGGGAAGACAGGCAAGACAAAAAUAUGACAUGAUCUCAGAGGGAAGAGGGGCUAGUAGUUGUGCCAAAUGGAAAAUGGGUGUGUAGAGAGGCUGGGAAGCAGCAAGGCAUGAUUGGGUAGUUCUAGGCAUGAGAGAGCGGCGCACCAUCUCAUGGCUGAAGGUUACCCCUGUCAGACAUGUAUUUAAAGAAGAGUACACAAGUAGGGAGGGGUCAGAGCCCUGAAGGGUUUGGGUGAGGAGUUUGUGUUGGAUCUGGGCAUGUGAGGGUUUAAGGAGAGCAGUGAGGGUGUGAAUGAAUGUGAUGACUCUGCUGGGAAGAAGCAAGGGGAGAGGAAGGGCAGCCAGAGACCAGUCAAGGCCAGAGUUUUUGUGGAGGGGGUGAAGAGGAAGGGCUGGGGGAUUUUUGCAUUGCUGUAAGGAAAGCAGCAUGACUUGGCAGGAGACUGGAAAUGGAGGAGGCAAAGCAGUGAGAAUAAUUGGAGAGAAGACCUGGUGGAAGGGGAGGUUGGUGGGCAGGGAAAAGAUACGGAGGGGAAGAAUGGUGAGAAGUUCAGGCUUGGACAUCCUUCAUUCAAGACACUCCACAGAAAACCCCCAACAAAGCAACUGGAAAUGUGGAGGAGGAGGCAAUUUAGGGGCAGAAAGGUUCAGCUCGUCAGUGGCCUUGAAAAACCUUUUUCAGCUAAACACUUUUGUUCCCAGUGAAUCAGGCCAUUUUGGUCAGGGCACCCUUAUGGGGUGGGAUGGAAGGUUAAGCCAGCUACAGGGCAGAUUCUGUAACUCAUCUGACAUAUAUGUAGCAAGAUGCCGUUUCCUAGACGCAGUUUCCUUGCAGGGAAAGUUACGUUAUAAAUGUCGUAUUUUUUAAAAGCAUUUCUGUGAAAUGUGUUCUUAAUUUCGUAUUUAUUGUUUCAAGUUUUUCCAUUUAAUAUUUUGGCAGUUGUAAUUUA
Eublepharis macularius is the source of this 2384-nucleotide messenger RNA. It is a transcript of the gene RNF227, whose product is annotated as ring finger protein 227. Gene Ontology annotation, biological process: protein ubiquitination. Gene Ontology annotation, molecular function: ubiquitin protein ligase activity. Bases 1 to 597 code for a protein of 198 amino acids. The transcript is spliced from 2 exons. The record is from RefSeq and is a predicted model, not a curated record. Lineage: Eukaryota; Metazoa; Chordata; Lepidosauria; Squamata; Eublepharidae.